Messenger RNA from Prosopis cineraria, 802 nucleotides. Its product is annotated as protein SMALL AUXIN UP-REGULATED RNA 12. The record is from RefSeq and is a predicted model, not a curated record. Gene Ontology annotation, biological process: response to auxin. The transcript has a single exon. Bases 116 to 469 code for a protein of 117 amino acids. Lineage: Eukaryota; Viridiplantae; Streptophyta; Magnoliopsida; Fabales; Fabaceae.
CAUCCUCUCAAUCUUUCCCUCCAUCUCAUCAGUCCUACCUUUUCCAUUCUCCUGAACUCUCUCCAUCGGUUUUAACCAACCACAUCAGAUCAACACCGAUCUAUAUCCAUAUAUAAUGGCUCUGAAGAAACCCGGCAGACUCCCUCAGACGGCAGUUCUGAAGCAAAUCCUAAAGAGAUGCUCGAGCUUAGGGAGCAAACGAGGGUACGAUGAAGAAGGCCUGCCUGUGGACGUGCCCAAGGGUCACUUUGUCAUAUAUGUUGGAGAAAACAGGAGUAGAUACGUUGUCCCAAUAUCAUUGCUGAGCCGCCCUGAGUUCCAGAGCCUUCUCCUUCAAGCCGAAGAAGCGUUUGGCUUUGAAAACCACAGGGGUCUCACAAUCCCUUGUGAUGAAGACGUCUUUGAGUCCCUCGCCUCCAAUCUUAGACGAAAAUAUGGAUCCAACUAUGGAGACAAAAGCUAUAGCUAGAUGAAGCUGCCCUGCUGCUUCUCUGGCUUUAUUUUCUCCUGCUUCUGUUGUUUUUUCAUUGUAGGAGGUUCUUCUUUUAAACUAAUUCUAACCUCCACAAAUUCACCCCGUGACAAUUUGUUCUGGGUUUAGGAUGUAGAUCUAUAUAUUAACUUGCCAAUUUUUCCUGCAGUGGUGGAGGCAGAGGCUGGCAAGUGCAAUGCCAAUUGCCAAUGCACCGUGUGGAGAACUAAUUGUAGUCCCUUUUUUUUUAUUAUUAUUAUUUGUGAAAUAUAUUAUCAAAUAAAAUUUCUGUCAUAUCCGACAUUGCGCCACAUAAGCAACUGAGUAAAC